UUACAGAUUAACAAAUACCACUGACUGACAUACUGACAUCGUCUUAAUACUACACGGGAAUAUCACUUUGGUUUGGUUACGUGACAUCAGAGUGUCGGUUGACUGGAAGCACUAUUCCGCGAUUUUGAAGCCAGUAAGCCAGACAGACUGCCACUUGCCGCGGGCAAUAGUAACAAAUAUUAUUCGCUAUGAUUUAAUAUUUACCUUGGAUCGACUGGAUUGGUGGAUGGUGGAUGAAUCCUAAUCAAGAUGUCGACACCGAGAAAGCAGGGAACACUUACGAAAUUAUGAGCGAUAAUAAGACGCAGAGCUUACGAUUUACCAACUUACCUAGCGACUAGUUUGCUUUUUAUAAUCGGAUGAUUUUUUUGUUUACAGCAGUGCUUGACUUGAGGUACUACAAGUAAGGAGGUCGGACUUUUGUUGACAUUUUACCGGCAUUUUCUUUGCCUGCAACCUGCAGAGUGAAGUUUCAAAGUACACACUCUCUUCCGUGUUAUGAGCCUGUGCAUUGGAGUAUAUAGCGGGUUGAGAAAUAUAAAUAGAAGUAAAGCGAGCAGCAACUGAGCACUGUGGCAGAUGAUAAAGGAUUUAGGAGGGACAAAGAACGUAAAAUCAGUGUUGGAUUGAAAAAAGAUUGCGAUGAAUGGAAUGCGAAUGCUGUUGCUCUCUUUUGUUAGUGUUUGUCAAACCCGUCGCGAGCUAUGAAUGCCCAAGACACUUCGAAGCACUCGACGUCAGCGAGUGUACGAGGUAGUGGAAGUAGGAAGACGAUCGCUGGGUGGGAACACAUGGGUGAGAUUGCUGCCGUCUUUGAAAGCAAUGUCGAGCUUACGUCGAGUAUAACGCCUCGGACUACGAUAAAUGAGCAAAGCGUCGGUGAGCACCAAGGAGACAAGCAACGGGGUUACCCGGUAGCCACACGGGCUAAACAUGGAGACACCAGCCCACUGUCACAGUAUGAUACUGAACCAUCGAUCUUGUCUAGUUAUAGUGUAAAUGAUAAUAAUAAUGCAGUGAGUAGAAGUCAACGGCAUCGUGGAUCAAAUUAUGAAGGAAUUAUUCGUUCUGCUUCAGUGGUUGAGGAGAGUAAACUAAGAUAUAAAGACACCUCGACUACCCUGACGAUGACCUCAUCAAGUGCACAUGCUAUGGAUUUGUUUACAUCGACACCCCGUCCACGAACUCAAAACGCCCCUCUCACUCUUGAUAUACCUGAUUUCAUGCCAGCUGUGUUCGAACCAGAUACGAAUGGGGGAGGGGCGUUGGAUGAAUUUGAGAACGAUGAUCUGUUAUUACGAGCAAGGGAAGCGGAGUUUACAGCCACUUUACAACCACGAUCGUUUGAUGCUUCGAUAUACGCGACUUACACGGAUUUAUCGUCAUUAGGGGCGCUUGGGGAGAUCGAUGAUUAUGACAUAACAUAUUUCGACGACGAGGAAGAGAGCGAUCAGAGGCUCGAUAAUGGAGAGGACGAGGUACAAGUAAACGGGUCGAUCGGUUCGAGGGAAAGCAGUGAGAGGGGGUCAAGGACAGGUUUGGACCCACGACCUUCUGAUUCAAGACACCUUAAUAAAUCCCUAGAUUCAAUAUUGAGUGAUAUCAAAAGGAAUGGGAGAGGAGACGAUAAUGGAUUCGAACUACGUUUGGAAAGAACUCGUAGUCUAGAAAAUAUUCGCUUAUAUUCAGGCUUUGUUAGUCGGUCAAUAGACGAUGGAAAGGGGGAUAGUUUACCUGACAAUCAGUCGGUCAGUUUACCCGAUCGUGUUGGCGAUAAAGAAACGGAGCCUGACAGACUGACUGAGGUAUUAUUGACUGUAAGACCCGAAUCGACCGGCGAAGAAUCGCGGGUAUGUAAUUCGAAGGGAGAGCGAGUCAUCGACAGUAAAAAUGCUAAUGUGGAAACCCCUAUUACUGCUACGCCUGGCAGCGAGAUACACAGCCAGCAAUCAGCCAAUGCAUUGGCGCUCUCUACGUCGUACACACAACGCUUGGCUAAUAUUCACGUGAACUCGGAUAAUUAUUAUGAUGAGGAUGUCAGCGGCACGCGAAGCGGUGCUCCUAUAGAGGAUGUAAUAAGGACUGUAGACACGGAAUAUGCUGGUAAGACUCUACACACCGACUCGGAUAAAAACAACCUCCCUGAACAACAUCAGAAACAAGCGCCGAGUAUAGGAGAAGGAGAAAAACAAGAUGGGGUUGUAGCUGAGGUUGAGAGUAGUUGCAUUGUGGAAAACAUGGAGAAGAAAGUGGCAGGGGAUGGAGCAGCGAGCGCGGAAAUGGCGGAGGUGGAGGGCUUACGGAAAGAGAUACGCGCUUGGGAGGAAAAAUAUGGCGCCUUGGAGAAACGCGUGCGUUCUAUGGAUGAUAGUGGAAGUACUAAAUGUUUAACCAUGGAUCAAGAUGUGGAGAAUCUAAGCUUGCCUGAACUGCAGGCAAGGGUAACAGCUUCUGAAACCAUGAUCGUGGAUCUUAGGGAUCAAAUUGAAUGUUACAAGGAGGAAAUAGAAGAGCUCCAGCUGGAGCUAGAGGAGGCUGCUGAUAGGGUGAGGGAGGGGGAUCUAGAGGAGUACCGUGAUCUUAAACAUGAAUUAGAUCAGGUUACUAAAGAAUGGAGAAUCCUACAGUAUAGGUUAAGAAAAGCUGAUCGGAGGGUGGAACAGGCCGAUCAGGAGCGACAGGAGUGGGAAGAGAAAUGUCAAAUAUUAAUGAUGCAGAUGGAUGAAAUGCAAAAACAGCAUAUGAAGCAUGUUGGGGAGUCGGGAGGGGUGGGUGGGUUAGGUAGUGCUGCUACUACAGGUGGUAGAGGAGGAGGGGGUGGGUCCAAUGAAAGGGUCUCCUCAGCUGGAGGGAGUGGAUCCGAAGAGGAAGAUAAAACCGUCGAUAAGGAGAUCCUGGGGCUCAAACAAGAACUUAAAAUUGCCAAAGAUGUUUCCAUACGGCUCCACCAGGAGCUGGAGAUGGUGGAGGAGAAGCGAGCCAGGACAGAGGAGGAGAACCAACUCUUGAGAAAGAAACUCGUAGAUUCAGAGGCGACACGGAAGGAGUUUAAACGUGAACUGGAAAAGACACGCCUUGAGGUAAGUUCUACCAAUCACAUUCAUUUGCUAAUAAUAAUUAACCAACUAUGAACUGUGG
Molecule: messenger RNA, 3138 nt
Organism: Lytechinus pictus (painted urchin)
Lineage: Eukaryota; Metazoa; Echinodermata; Echinoidea; Temnopleuroida; Toxopneustidae
Exons: 2
Coding region: 705-3131 (808 amino acids)
Source: RefSeq, a predicted model, not a curated record